AGGAAGUAGUGUGUACUGGGAGUGAGAAAAGAUUCUUUUUCACUUUCUAUGACCGGUUAAAAGAAGAUGGAUGCACAGAAUUCAGCCAAAGUCAACACAAGAAAAAGGAGGAAAGAGGCACCUGGACCCAAUGGGGCAACAGAGGAAGAUGGGAUUACUUCCAAAAUGCCACGCUGUGCAGUUGGCUUACGGCAGCCAGCUCCUUUUUCUGAUGAAAUUGAAGUAGACUUUAAUAAGCCCUAUGUCAGGGUAACUAUGGAAGAAGCCAGCAGAGGAACACCUUGUGAGCGACCUGUGAGAGUUUAUGCAGAUGGAAUAUUUGACUUAUUUCAUUCUGGUCAUGCCCGGGCUCUGAUGCAAGCAAAGAACCUUUUCCCUAAUACAUACCUCAUUGUGGGAGUUUGCAGUGAUGAGCUAACGCACAACUUCAAAGGCUUCACAGUGAUGAACGAAAGUGAGCGCUACGAUGCAGUGCAGCACUGCCGCUACGUGGAUGAGGUGGUGAGGAACGCCCCCUGGACCCUGACACCGGAGUUCCUGGCAGAGCACCGGAUUGAUUUUGUGGCCCAUGAUGACAUCCCUUAUUCUUCCGCAGGAAGUGAUGAUGUUUAUAAGCACAUUAAGGAAGCAGGUAUGUUUGCUCCAACACAGAGGACAGAAGGUAUCUCUACAUCAGACAUCAUCACCCGAAUUGUCCGGGACUAUGAUGUGUAUGCCAGACGGAACCUACAGAGGGGCUACACGGCAAAGGAGCUCAAUGUCAGCUUUAUCAACGAGAAGAAAUACCAUUUGCAGGAACGGGUUGACAAAGUAAAGAAGAAAGUGAAAGAUGUGGAAGAAAAGUCAAAAGAAUUUGUUCAGAAAGUUGAGGAAAAAAGCAUUGACCUCAUUCAGAAAUGGGAGGAGAAAUCCCGAGAAUUCAUUGGAAAUUUCCUGGAAAUGUUUGGUCCGGAAGGAGCACUGAAACAUAUGCUGAAAGAAGGGAAAGGCCGGAUGCUGCAGGCCAUCAGCCCAAAGCAGAGUCCCAGCAGCAGCCCCACUCGUGAACGCUCCCCCUCCCCCUCUUUCCGAUGGCCCUUCUCUGGCAAGACUUCCCCUUCUUCCUCCCCAGCAAACCUCUCCAGGCACAAGGCUGCAGCCUAUGAUAUCAGUGAAGAUGAAGAAGACUAAUUUUUCAGCCCUCCUUUCCUCUCCCCUCCCUUUGUCCCAUCACCUUCAAAAGCUCUGUUGAAUUCCAAAUUGUGAUCCCAACAAUAAACUUAAGGACGGCUACAAAGGAAAGACAAUUGGGCCAGAGGACCUCAGACGGGGGACCAGACAGCCCAUUCUCCAAGAGACAUCACCCACCCAAGAAGGAGGCUGACUACACCCUAGAGGCCUUUUCUGCAUCCAUAUACCCUUCUCAUUGACUUUGCUUUACUGUUUAUGUUCAUAUGAUCUUGACAGGGAAAUUACCAUUUUUAUUAAUUUUUAAAAAUUAGUCUUUAAAAUAUAGUAAAUAGAACUAA
Molecule: messenger RNA, 1508 nt
Organism: Myotis brandtii (Brandt's bat)
Lineage: Eukaryota; Metazoa; Chordata; Mammalia; Chiroptera; Vespertilionidae
Gene: PCYT1A
Product: phosphate cytidylyltransferase 1, choline, alpha
Exons: 9
Coding region: 67-1170 (367 amino acids)
Biological process (GO): CDP-choline pathway
Cellular component (GO): endoplasmic reticulum
Molecular function (GO): choline-phosphate cytidylyltransferase activity; phosphatidylcholine binding
Source: RefSeq, a predicted model, not a curated record